Messenger RNA from Paramecium pentaurelia, 251 nucleotides. NCBI's taxonomy places the organism in Eukaryota, Ciliophora, Oligohymenophorea, Peniculida, Parameciidae. The record is from the annotation of a GenBank genome assembly.
AUGAAAGAAACAUAAAUACAAUGUUAAUAAAAUGAAAUUUAACAACCAUUAGCAUUUACUUUUGAUGAGUUAUCAAAAGUCUUGUAUGUUAUUGAUAAGGAAUCCAAUAUUAUCAAAUAUGAAUACAAUAAUAAAUAACUUAAUGUAUUUAAUAAAAUUAUUAUUAGAUUUAAACUACUUACUUACAAAUUAGAAUCAUAAAUUCAGAAUAAUUCGUAAAUUUUGUCUUUCCAAUAUUUAAUGGAGAAUGA